Messenger RNA from Saccostrea cuccullata (small rock oyster), 2065 nucleotides. RefSeq lists its product as uncharacterized. The record is from RefSeq and is a predicted model, not a curated record. Bases 417 to 1682 code for a protein of 421 amino acids. NCBI's taxonomy places the organism in Eukaryota, Metazoa, Mollusca, Bivalvia, Ostreida, Ostreidae. The transcript has a single exon.
GAUAUUGUAUUUUAAACUCCUACGUUUUACAUUAAUAACUCUGUUUUAUAGAGACUUUCUGAGUGUUGUGUCGUGAAAUAUGUUUUUCAGUCGGCGAACAAUGGUUGGGCCUGAUAAGGAAGAAAAGAGAUUACCUAAAAUUUAAGUUCCCUAUACGAGCCUUCGUUUAUAACCAGUUACUUUGUGUCUCAUUUCUACCUAAUCUUUCAAUACUGUCCCUAUUUGAAUGACAAACAGAGUGAUACACGAACCCUAUCUAGAUAUCUUUUUUUAUUCAAAUUUAAAAUAGAAAUAGAAAAUUACUGAAAUUUAUUUUUAGGUAUUACAAGUUAAACUGGAAAUACCGAUAAGAUUUAUAUAUUUAAGCAUUGUGUUACUUCGUCGUACACUGUGAAAAAUUUGUUGAAAGCAUAAAGAUGUAUCUUAAACCACUGGAAAUUCGCUUCAGUCAAGAUUCCAUUGGAAGCACAUUUGGCCACUACACGUCCCAUCCCUUUAGACCUAUAGGAAACACACUGGAUGAUAUUUUAUCUGGGCGCUGCAACAUUAACUCUAUACCUAAUAUUUCUGUGAUAAAAAGAAAUGGUCUUUGGUUCACAGCAGAUAAUAGAAGAUUAUGGGUGUUCCAAGAGGCGGAGAAACGCGGAAAAUGCAGUGAAAUAUACGUCAGAGAGACAAGUUACAUUAAUUACAACAAGUUCACAACUGUAAACAAUGGUGUUUCUAUAUACGUUAGAGGAGACCCCGGAGGGUUCCUUUGGAGACGUAUGCGAGAAGUAAGCAGGGAUAUGACAGAGCCUAUUCCAGAAGUAUCAACGAUGUACUCAGAUUCUUUUAUAAAAACUUCUACAGAUAGUAUAGUUUCGGAAAUCAGCACUAAACAAAUAGACAAAGAUAUGAGUAUUCCUCCAGCAAACUUUAGGCAACACAGUCUUGAAAAUACAAAUUCGAUGUUUCCAAUCCCACCAGAAGACGAUUCAUCAGACAGCGAAGAGAGUUAUCUAGAAGAUGUCAGAAAAUUACCUAAGCCAGCUGAAGACGAUCCACCAGAAAGACCAUCAGAAUGUGAGGCAAAUUAUUCAAUGAAUAUGAGAGAAGGAAAAGUAGAAGAAAUGGAAGUUGACUUUGAUAAAAAGUCUGAAUCUUUUUCUGACAUUACUGAUAUCAGUGGAAACAACCAUGAUGAAAAGCCAUCGAUGCGUUUCUCUUUUAAUGAGCACAGUGAUUGUAUCUCGAUUAAACAAUCAAGUGAGUUAUCAAACAACCCUUAUGGCCACUAUGGCGUAUCAAGAGUGGAGGAUGAAGUCAAAAUUUCGGCAGUUGAAAUCGUGGCAACCACAGAAGAAAUAAAGGGAACCGUUAUGGAGAACAAAGCAUUUGUGGGAGACGAAUUAGUCAUGGGAGACAAUAAGAGUAGCGAAGCCAUGGAAAAAGAAAAACGAAAUCUGGAAAAUAAAAUAUCCAAGAACCAAAUACGAAGCAUUUCUGAUUCAAAGCUACUUCAUUAUCGAAAAGAACAUUUUAUUCUUAAUAUGGAAAAUAUGUCGAGAAAAAGACAAAAAAAGUGCACGUUAGCGAAAAAAAUUCUUCGUGUAUCCAGUAUUGCUCUUGCACUGUUAUUGGUGCUAUGUUUGUUAUUGUUUCUUUUACACCUUCUCUGGUACUAUAUAUCAAAUAUAUAAUCAAAUCAAGAACUUUAUAAAAACCUCCAAAUAAUUAUUCCUUAAUAAAUAAUUUAAAUAAACGCAAUCACGUUAUGAUCAAUUGAAACAUUGAGCAUUGCUUGUGGAUGCUAAUUUUAUAAUUGACAUGUAUUUUUAGAUACAGGUGGAUUCCAUGUGUUUAUUUUUAAUCAAACAUGGUCGCUUUCUGAAAACAGUCUAUUACCUAAGUUGUCCGGUAUAGAUAUGCGCAGAAAUCAAUAUGUUAAAUUAUAGAUACAAUGGUAUGUUUACCUUGUGUUAUGAAUGCCAUUUUGUCAUUAAAAGUUACAUAACGAGGCGUUGAUUAUAAAUUAAUGAAAAUAAUGUAUCUUUUAUCUUGAUUUGAAUGGCGAUUUCAUGAU